AUGAAUAAAACAACUUACAGACUGAUUCUUGCUUUAUUACUCCAUCAACUCAAAAUCUUCGGCCAAACGCCUGCUUUUGUUACGGAUAGCCUCGACACGUACAUUAAACGGAAUAUGGCAGCGAGCAAAAUUCCGGGGUUGGCCAUUGCCAUCGUUGAAAACGGUAAGGUGAUUGUAGCCAAAGGGUACGGCCUCAGACAGGUUGGUAAAUCUGAUUCGGUUGAUGCCAAUACGCUCUUUUACAUGGCUUCCAAUACCAAGCUUUUUACAGCUACCGCCCUGGCCAGCUUAGCAGAUCAAAAGAAAUUAUCCCUCGACGACAAGAUACUAAAACACCUGCCCGAUUUUGCCUUGUAUGAUACGCUGGCCACAAAAAUGGCGACCAUUCGUGAUUUACUGGCGAACCGACUUGGCGUAAAAUCGUACGAAGGAGAUUUUGUCUACUGGAAUUCAGAUUAUACCAUGCAGGACGUCAUGAAGAAUCUACGAUUGGUAAAACCAGCGGGCCAGUUUCGACAGGAUUAUAGUUAUUCCAAUGCCGGCUUUGUAACAGCGGGGUUAGUCAUUCCUAAGGUGACGGGGCAGUCCUGGAAUUCAUACGUUGACCAGACUAUACUCAAACCGUUAGGAAUGACUAAUACUUACCUCCUAACGGCCAAUUAUGCCAAGCGGAAAAACAUUGCUUACGGCUAUACAAACUGCUGUACAAGUGGGGGGGAGCUAAUGCAGGUAGCCUUUGACAAUCUUGACAAUCUGGGGCCUGCCGGCGGAAUGGUCUCAUCAGUCAACGAUAUCAGCAAGUGGUUAAUCAUGCAACUGGACUCGGGUCGCUAUGAAGGAAAACGUAUCUUACCUUACUCCGUUCUUGAGGCUACCCGCCGGGCCAGUACAAUUAUUACGUACAAAAAACACCCAAUAGCGCCCUUUACCUAUGAAUUUUAUUGCCUGGGUAUUGGCUUGUUUGACUAUCAGCAUAUGGACGUCUAUUCUCAUGCUGGAGGAGCCUUUGGCUUUCAUACCAACACAACCUUUGUGCCAUCCCGAAAACUGGGAAUCGUCGUUUUAAUAAAUCAGGAUAACAGUAAUUUUCACGAAUCACUACGCUUUCAAAUUCUGGAUGCUUAUGCAAAAGCGCCCUAUGAGGACAAGAAUGCCUACUUCUAUGAGCGAAGCCUUCGUCGGGAUAAAAAGCAAAGCCAGGAUAUAAAAGAACUGGAAACUAGAGUCGCUAAAAAUAAUCAACCCCCAAUCCCGCUAUCGGCUUAUACCGGAACUUACAAAAAUCCACUUUAUGGAACGAUAAGGGUAGAAGUAACCCCUGGAAGCAAGUCGAAAAAUAGCUUACUGAUCCAUUUUCAACAUCAUCCUGAUUUAACGGCCAGACUUGAUUACAUGGAUAAGGAUGAAUUCCGGAUUACUUUUUCUAACCCCCGUUUUGGCAUAGCACCAGCUUUGUUUAGUACCCAAAAUGGUAAAGGCGUGAGCGUUGACGUAAAAGCAACUGAUUUUGUCGAUUUCGAACCCUACCGGUUCACUCGCUGA
Molecule: messenger RNA, 1542 nt
Organism: Ostertagia ostertagi
Lineage: Eukaryota; Metazoa; Nematoda; Chromadorea; Rhabditida; Trichostrongylidae
Source: the annotation of a GenBank genome assembly